Messenger RNA from Chlamydomonas reinhardtii, 1606 nucleotides. RefSeq lists its product as uncharacterized. Lineage: Eukaryota; Viridiplantae; Chlorophyta; Chlorophyceae; Chlamydomonadales; Chlamydomonadaceae. The record is from RefSeq and is a predicted model, not a curated record. Gene Ontology annotation, biological process: sphingolipid biosynthetic process. The transcript is spliced from 8 exons. Gene Ontology annotation, molecular function: 3-dehydrosphinganine reductase activity. The coding region runs from base 80 to 1102 and encodes 340 amino acids. Gene Ontology annotation, cellular component: endoplasmic reticulum membrane.
GAAAUAUAAAUCGCACUACUGUGUGGCGUAGCGGAGUACCUGCAGUAAAAAACACAGCUCUCGGUCGAACGAUCACAACAUGUUCGGCAAGCGACUGGACUUGACGGGGAAACAUGCGCUUAUCACCGGGGGCUCGACGGGCAUUGGUUUGGCACUUGCCGCGGAGUGCGUCCGCGCAAAGGCGAACAUCACUAUUGUCGCACGCACCGAGGCGACGCUGAAGGCUGCCAAGGCGCAGCUCGAGGAGCUGUCGCAGAAGCUAGGGACGGGCAGUCGCGUGGCGUAUCAGGCGGUGGACGUGACCGACGUGCAGAAGGUUGCGGAGGGCCUGGCGGCGGCGGUGCAGGAGUUUGGGCCGGUGGACCUGGUGGUCUGCAACGCGGGCGGCGCACGCUGCGGCUACUUCCACGAGAUUGAGCUCUCCGACUUCAACCGCCAGAUGCAGGUCAACUACUUUGGCGUGCUGCAUGUCGUACACGCCGUCUACCCCGACAUGGUCCGCCGCAACCAGGGCCACAUCGUGAUCGUGGGCUCAGCGCUCAGCACGUUCGGCAUGGUGGGGUACAGCUCCUACUGCCCCUCCAAGUACGCGGUGAAGGGACUGGCGGACUGCCUGCGCAACGAGCUUCAAGGCACUCGUGUCAAGGUCUCAUUCGCCCAGCCACCCGACACUGACACGCCCGGGUUCGUGGAGGAGAACAAGAGCAAGCCUCCCGAGACCAAGGAGAUCUCUGAGGCCGGGGCGACUCUGUACAAACCCGAGAAGGUGGCGGCCUGCCUGAUGUCGGGCAUUCGGUCCGGCGCCUACCUGCUGCCCAACCCCGACCCAGGCCUGGCGUUCCUGGCGCUGACCUCGCAGGGCCUGCUGCCGCGCUCCUUUCCCGGGAUCCUGCUGGAGCUGCUGGCGGCGCUGGUGGCGCCGCUGGUGCAGUGGGGCUUCGCAGCCAUGUUCGACCGCGUCAGCCGCAAGUUCGCGCCGCGCCGCUUCGACAAGCUGUGGGGGGGCAUGGAGGCGGCGAGCGCGAAGGCGGGGGGCGGCGGCGGCAGCACAGAGAAGGCUUCGGCCUUGGGGUCGGCGUCGGGGUCGGGGGCAGCGCUGUAAAGGUGCACUGGGGUAAAGGUAGAGCGAAUGAAAUGACGGCCUUGGUUGGCGGCCUUGCGUGUGGGUGCGGGUGUUGUCGUGUUGGCACGGCACCAAACAACGCUGUGAACUGAGCUGUGUGUGCCGUACAUACUUGUAGUAUUUGUAGCUGGCGGUGAGGUGAUCUGUGAGGAUGACGGAGGGUGUGUAAGAAUAGCAUGACGUGCGCCUUGCGGCCUGAACUCAUAGUAGUCGUCAAAUGAUGCACACGCAGGUGUGCGAGUGUGCAGGUGGCGCGUGUGGCUGUGUACCAAGUGAGAGGAGCUACCGCCAGAGGCACGCGUGCUGCCUGGGCAAGGGGUGCAGGGGUCUGCACAUGAUUGGCGCGGCGUGCACAUGAGUGUUGGGUCGGUUGGGCCAGCGCCCGCCUGGUGCACCUCAGCACCUGGUGCACCUGAACUCCUGAAGACGGGCUGAGGCCUUUGCUGUACUGCUGCAUAUGUUAAAUUUAAUGACAUGUAGCUG